AUGGUAAAGGCAGUUGAAUGGAUUAAUCAAAAUUAUCCCGCAGAAAGCGUAUGUCAAAGGGUGGAAGACAAGGAAAAUUAUGGUAAAAGGAGAGAGGAAAUCACUAAUUUAGAUAUUAGUAAUCAAAAUUUAGAAGGUUCCUUUGAUGCUCCGGGAUUUAGGGAAACAUUCACUAAUCUGCGAAAUUGGAAUCUCUCAUUUAAUAAAAUCACUGGUGGUUUAAACAUUUCUCAUAACCUACGGGGAUUGAGCGGAAGUCUAGAAGUAUUAAAAUGUUCGGACAAUCCUCUUACUAAUUUAUCAUCGACUUACUCCUCUAGUCUUAGUUAUAUCGAUUGUUUUGGUAUUAAUUAUGACAAAUAUAAUACUGUUGUUAAUACUGUCUCUCCAACUUCUCCCAUUUCAAUGGAAACGGUAUUUGUCAAUAAUCCCAAUGAUUCGCAUACAAUUUUGGGACUUGCUGUCUCCCUAGGAAUAAGUCUUUUCGCGUGGUUAGUGUUGGGUUCAUUUUUUUGUUUUAAGAGGAGACAACCUAUAUUGAAGAUACCGAGUAGUUAG
Messenger RNA from Funneliformis geosporum, 558 nucleotides. The record is from the annotation of a GenBank genome assembly. NCBI's taxonomy places the organism in Eukaryota, Fungi, Glomeromycota, Glomeromycetes, Glomerales, Glomeraceae.